GAAGACAGACAGAGAUAUCUCGAAAAUCCGACGUGGCAAGAUAUGAGGGUCCCGCAGAGUGCAAGAUACUCACUCUCACACAGGGCGGAGCAUGUGGAAGCAGGAGGCGCCACGUGUACAACCAACUAGUCCACGCAUGUCCACGUGGCGACCCAUGGGAGGCUAGUCAAGAUCGCGCGUUACUUGAGCCUCUUAUCAACAAAUUAAAUCUCCCUCUCUAAUUUCCCCUCAUGCUUCUUUCCCUGUCUUCUUCCUCUUCUUCUUCCUCCUCCUCCCUUAAGGUUUCUCCCUUUCGCACGCCAUGACUGCUGUAGCUACAGCUGCUGCUCUCUCUCUACCUAUCUCUCUCUGUAGAUCAUCCAAGUUUAACACUAGAAAGGGAGUUAAAGGAAGGUUUGAAGUCUUUGCCGUAUUUGGGGAGGAAGGUGGGUUGGUGGAGAAGAAGAGUCCGUGGGGCACGCUCUUUGACGUGGAGGAUCCAAGGUCUAGAGUUCCUCAGUGUAAAGGGAAGUUCUUGGAUGUAAAUCAAGCUUUGGAAGUGGCUAGAUAUGAUAUUCAGUAUUGUGAUUGGCGAGCUCGGCAAGAUCUCCUCACAAUCAUGCUUCUCCAUGAAAAGGUUGUGGAAGUUCUAAAUCCUCUGGCUCGUGAUUACAAGUCCAUUGGCACUAUGAAGAAGGAGCUUGCCGGGUUGCAGGAUGAACUAGCCCAAGCUCACAGACAGGUCUGUAGAACCCGCUUGAAGAAUUUCUGGUAUCCAGCUGCUUUUUCCACUGACCUGAAUGAAGACACUAUGAUUCCAAUUGAUUGCUUUGAGGAACCAUGGGUUAUCUUCCGGGGAAAAGAUGGGAAACCUGGAUGUGUUCAGAACACAUGUGCACACAGAGCAUGUCCUCUUCACCUGGGCUCAGUGAAUGAGGGCCGCAUCCAAUGUCCCUAUCAUGGGUGGGAAUACUCGACAGAUGGAAAAUGUGAAAAGAUGCCAUCAACACGACUGACAAAUGUGAAGAUAAAAUCAUUGCCGUGUCUUGAGCAAGAGGGAAUGAUCUGGAUUUGGCCUGGAAGUGAUCCCCCAGCAGCCACAUUACCUUCAUUACAGCCUCCACCAGGAUUUCUAAUCCAUGCUGAGAUUGUCAUGGAACUCCCAGUUGAACAUGGACUACUUCUGGAUAACCUUUUGGACCUUGCACAUGCCCCUUUUACUCACACUUCCACCUUUGCCAAGGGUUGGACUGUUCCAAGCUUGGUGAAAUUUUUAACACCUGCAUCUGGUCUCCAAGGAUAUUGGGAUCCUUACCCAAUUGAUAUGGAAUUUAGACCCCCUUGUAUGGUGCUAUCAACAAUUGGGAUCUCAAAGCCAGGAAACUGGAGGGACAGAGUACAAAACAGUGUGCAACUCACCUUCACCAACUUCAUGUAUGCUUGCCUUCAUCAAGACAAAAGACAAGACUAUUAUACAGAAUGUCACUGGAUUUUGCUCCUACUUAAAAACAUUCCUUUCAUGCAGUAUUUAUGGAGGCACUUUGCAGAAAAGGUCUUGAACGAGGAUCUGCGACUGGUAAUUGGGCAACAAGAGCGGAUGAUUAAUGGGGCAAACGUCUGGAAUUCACCAGUGGCAUAUGAUAAGCUAGGAGUAAGAUAUAGGCUAUGGAGAGACGCCGUUCAGAGAGGAGACAGACAAUUACCCUUCGGCAAGUCGAUGUAGAUGUUAGGAUUUAACUUCUGUUACAACCUUUCAGGAAAGCUCCUCCGCCUGCAAACAUUACACUAAGAAUUCCUGCAAAAGCGAGCAACCUUGGCCAAUUCUGCUGUGACUUUCUGGCAUAAAACUCACCGGAAACUGUCGAUUGAUUUGAGGAACAGGAGAUGUUUUUCUAGCUGUCACACAACCCACAUUGUAAAUCAUGAUAGCUGUACACUAUUUUUAUUGGCUUUGUGUACAGUGUCAAAUCCAUUUUUUUUUUUCAAUGUCUCAUUUCUCACCCUAAAAUUCUACUGAAGUUGAUGAUGAAGAUUGUUUUCCAGCCUUACCGUGAUGAGAUUUUGAAGUUGAAAAUGUACCUUCUUCUAGCACGGAACCUGUGUCGCACCAUACCAUAACUAUGUUCAAUGAAAAUUCGUAAAUUUGGGAAGUUCUUUAUU
Molecule: messenger RNA, 2139 nt
Organism: Carica papaya (papaya)
Lineage: Eukaryota; Viridiplantae; Streptophyta; Magnoliopsida; Brassicales; Caricaceae
Source: RefSeq, a predicted model, not a curated record